Molecule: messenger RNA, 1979 nt
Organism: Portunus trituberculatus (swimming crab)
Lineage: Eukaryota; Metazoa; Arthropoda; Malacostraca; Decapoda; Portunidae
Exons: 2
Coding region: 218-1228 (336 amino acids)
Biological process (GO): DNA integration
Molecular function (GO): nucleic acid binding
Source: RefSeq, a predicted model, not a curated record
UGCUUCACCCUUGAGAUGCGUGGGAAGUUGGCGCACGCUGUCGGGAUUUUAGAGGACGACAACAACACGCCAGUCGGUGAUAUCCUCAUCCUCGUCCAUGCACACUUCGAAAGGCAGCGCAACGUGACCUUUCGUCGUGUGAAGUUCGAGGAACGCCGCCAGGGUACCGGUGAGUCGUUUGAUGAUUUUUACGUCUCCCUUAAAGAGCUAGGUGACAAUGCUGAGGUGUGACGAGUGCUUAGACUCGUGUUUGGUUACUCGCAUCACCUCUGGGGUUGUAAAUCAGUCCCUACGGAGGAAGUUACUGGCCAUUGAUCCACCUCCAGACCUUCCUGAUGUUCUACGACUGUGCCGCAGUGAAGAAUCUGCCAUGAAGACCGAGACUGACCUUGACAAUGCUGGGAACGUUGUAAAACGGAUCUCCACCAACAAGCGCCGCCCUCGGAGUGCUUCACGUGGUCGUCAGAUGGGUGCAACGAGGUGCACAGGCUGUGGAGGUUCACCGCACCCGCAAGGGCGUCUCAAGCAGUGCAAAGCAUGGGGUUUCCCUGCUGACAAAUUGGAUGUUCCAUCUACUCUCCUGGAUUUCUGGAAGAUUCGCGGCGACCUGGCGACGGAGGAUGGACUAGUGUUGUAUGGAUCACGGCUCGUUGUGACUGCUUCCCUUAGGCGUCAAGUCCUCUCUCGCUUACACGACUCCCACAGGGGUAUCGAAGCUACGAAGCGUCGGGCUCGUCAAGUUGUCUGGUGGCCCGGUAUCAACAGCGAUAUUACCAGUUGCGUGAAGGCAUGCCAUGCCUGCCAGGAAGUGCUGCCAUCACAACAAAAGGAACCUUUGAUCUCCGACCCACUGCCCUCUCGCCCAUUCGAAGAUGUGUCUGCUGACCUGUUCACACACGCCGGUAAGGAUUACCUCAUUUACGCUGACCGCUUGUCAGGGUGGCCAUGUGUUGCAGAGUAUGGUCGAGAAGCAUCGUCACGCACCACGACGAAACUGCUGUGCCGCAUUUUUCGGGAUGUGGGUGUACCAGUCCGCCUACGCUCAGAUGGAGGACCUCAAUUCACCAGCUCAACGUUCCGAUCUUUUACACAGCGCUGGGGUAUUAACCAUGUUAUGUCUUCCCCAGGAUACCCUCAGUCCAAUGGGCAUGCCGAGGCCUUCGUCAAGGUGAAGUAUCUCAUUGCUAAGGUGUGUGCAACUGACGCCAGCGAUGAGGCGGCCUUUUGACAGGGGCUUACUUGAGCUCCGGAACACUCCCCGUCCUGAUGGCCGUUCCCCAGCUCAGGUGCUGUACGGUCACCCUCUCAGGUCUGCCGUGCCCGCACACAGGCGUGCCUUUGCGCCUGAGUGGCAAGUUGCUGCUGAUGAAUGUGAUGCCAGAUGGGCCGCAACGAGGAGAGAGUCGGAGAAGUAUUACAACAAAAACGCCCGAUCCUUGCCACCACUACACAUCGGCGACCAUGUGCGGCUACAGGACCGCGCCACCAAACGUUGGGACAAGAUUGGUGUUGUGUUGGGAGGCACCGGGACUACCAUGUGAAGCUCCCUAGUGGCAGAGUUUUCUGGAGAAACCGCCGUUUCAUCCGGCCUACUCACUCAUCCCUUAAUGGAUCUUCUUUCCCUCAGAUAGUGACAGGAAGCAAGACCGUGUGUAAGCAAGAAGGUGCGGUUCUCGUUACCGCAGCGUCGCAGCACACGACCACGCCGGAGCCCGGAUCGUCUUGUCCCGUAACAAGCCUGGGGAGGGAGAUGUGAGGAGUGACGCUCCGAAGUAUGUAUACGUGGAGCUCCUAGGAGUUAUGCUCUGCACCUCGCGACGCUCCGCACUUCGCUUCGUGACGGUGAACUCCGAACCCGUGAAAGCUGAUGUGGGAACCUCGGCUAACACACCUGGACAGACACACGCCAGCUCCAGCACCCAGUCGCAUCUCCAGUCUCCAGCUGCUGUAUCCUACAACCCUGUACUACGAAGCUGUAG